Molecule: messenger RNA, 5122 nt
Organism: Synchiropus splendidus (mandarinfish)
Lineage: Eukaryota; Metazoa; Chordata; Actinopteri; Syngnathiformes; Callionymidae
Gene: nsun6
Product: NOP2/Sun RNA methyltransferase 6
Exons: 11
Coding region: 244-1614 (456 amino acids)
Biological process (GO): RNA methylation
Molecular function (GO): RNA binding; methyltransferase activity
Source: RefSeq, a predicted model, not a curated record
CGGUGCGUACACUGCAAUGAUGCAGCGCGUGAGUACAUAAAAACAAUUUCGCUAAUUUGUCGAAAUAUCCGAAAGUGAGUCUGACUUUUCUUUGAUUUCCUCAAUUAAAUGAGGAUAAAUACGUUCGGCGUUUUGCGCCUGACGAGUGUCAUCCGCUGUGUACAAUUGCGUUGUUUUCAUUAAAUCAAUUCAAAAUACAGUGAUAUUGGAAUAUUUGACAUUGCACGUGACAAGACGGUCGACAUGCCGAUACCCAAAAUUUCUCUGAGACCAGAAGUUGCAGAACAUCUCAGAAGUGUCUUCUUAAACCAGGAGUUGUUAGCUGCAGUGGGUCAGCAGGAAGCUGAAAGUCGUUUCCACGAUCUUCUUAAAUGCCUCUCACACCCGCCGUCACACACGUGCGUGCGUGUCAGCACUCACCUGGCUCCAGUGGAUGAGAUCAGACUCAGGCUAAAGGACCAGCUCAAAAAGCAGCAGCUGCCGAACUCAUCAGCUCCUUCCGCCGAGAUUCUCCCACAUCCUAUUAUUCCAGAUGUUCUCCUUCUUCCUGUUGACGGUCCAAGGGCGGUGCAACAGUUGAGCUCAGAAGUGGUUGUUGGUGCUCAGUGUGGGAGUGCAGUGCUGAGAGGAGCUCAGGUUUUCAGCCCGGGAAUUGUGGCCUGUCCAAAGUACAUGAAACGAGGCGACCUUGUGUCGGUCUUCUCUGACUUGGAGGGGAAAUGCACACGUGGAGCUUUUACCUUUCAGGGCCAGAAAGUGUUUGUGGGGAACGGAGUGGCUCAGAAGGAUCGGGCCGACAUCUUCUCCUCAGAACAGCCAUCUCGAGGCGUUGGUGUCCUCAUGACGGAUCCACUUUAUCAGAGUCCCUCUUUUGAUGGAGUUUUACCCGGUCUGGUCUUUCUGCAGAAUCUGCCGUCGGUGGUGGUGGGUCACGUCCUGGGCCCUCAGCCUGGCGAACGAAUCCUGGACAUGUGUGCUGCCCCUGGAGGGAAGACCAGCCACAUCGCCGCGCUCAUGAGAGAUCAGGGGGAAGUUGUGGCUCUGGAGCGCAUCAGAAACAAGAUUGAAAAAAUCCAUCAAAAUGUCAAAGUGCUGCAGCUACAAAGUGUGAAGGCAUAUUGCUUCGACAGCACACGAGCAGUGAGCGACGACACCACAGACGGACCUCCGUUCCCUCCUGAGAGUUUUGACCGUGUGCUGCUUGACGCUCCCUGCAGUGGACUGGGGCAGAGACCCAACAUGGCCGUCACUUGGAGCCUGAAAGAGGUCUGCUCGUAUCAGCCGCUGCAGAGAAAGUUACUUCGAGCUGCGGUGCAGCUGCUGAAGAGAGGAGGGGUUCUGGUCUACAGCACCUGCACUGUGACCCUGGCGGAAAACGAGGAGCAGGUCCGCUGGGCCCUGGACACCUUUCCCUGUCUCACCCUCCAGCCUCAGGAUCCCCACAUCGGUGGUGAAGGUAUGCUGGGAGCCGGGCUGACACAGGAGCAGCGCUGCCUCCUCCAGAGGUUCAGUCCCGAGCUAAGGUGGGACCGGAUCGAUGCCUCCACGCCCCUCCCCCGCAGAGCCCACCAGGACACCAUCGGGUUUUUUAUCGCUAAAUUCCAGAAGAACUGAGGGACUGAGGCAGAGCCCCAGGAGCAGACGGACGGGAGCAUGAGCGAUCAAGUUCCAACAGCUCCAUCAGGACGUGUUGACGACUGUUUACAGCAUCUGUGCGCCGCCAGCUGCCGCCAUGAAGGGAUCAGAUUUGUAAACACAGGAGGGGGGGAGGAAGCAGGGGAGGCACGUGAGGAUAAGUGAGCAGCGGCACAUGCUGCAGCCUCACCAUAGCAACGAUGACGGCACGGCUGCCAUGGUGACAGGAUUGGCUGCAUCUCAGGAGGAUCAGGAAGUAGUGAGUCGGAGGACGUCAGGAGGAAUGAAGUACUUACACUGCUUACGUGAGAUCCAAUAGUUCUGUUUCAAAUAUCGACUGUUCAUUCAGCGUCGGGAGGGGCCACUAAAGACUUGUGACAGAGAGAAGAACUUCGAUGAGAAGUUUUGUUCACACCUCUGUUGUGAUCUUGACUCCCAUUUACUACACAGUCAUCUGGUGUUUCACCACUUCUGAAAGUAAACAUGAAUCAAGUAGUACAUCUAAGACACAAUAAGGGACAUUUGAGAAAUACAUAUUUUUGGAAUGCGGCUGAGAAACAUUCUGAUGUGUUAAAAAUAAUAAAGCUGUCAGGUGCUCUCUGAGAUGUGGCGACGCAUCUGGCUGUUAAAUUUAACCACCGGUUUUAAAUUUGCAAGGAAAUCAGUGUAGCAGCAGCGUCACUAUUCCAGAAAGGUCUCGUUUGUUUCGGUCUGUGCCGUUGUCAUGACGAUGCAGGAGAGUCAGACCUGCGAGUAUGUUUCUCAGUGGAGUUCCAGGACUAUUUUUAGCUUCUGUUUAAAAAAAAAAAAAGCCCACGUCAGAUUUACUUCCACAACAUCAUCCCAGUUUAAACUUUAUUCUUUAUAUAUUAUGUACAUACACAUGUACACAGUUAAAAAUCUUCUCUGCUACAAAUGUAGCAUAAAAACUUAUAAAUACAUUUGUCAGGCAAAAACAAAUGACGUGGUGCGUCGCGGAUCUGUAAACAACCGAUGAGUGUGUGAACUCCUUCUGGGAAUCAUAAAUAAAUAAUCUAAGAGCGAGGGAAUUCAUCUCGUGUUUUACUUCCGACAUCCCAAGUCCCACGGACGACAACCGGACUUGGGAGUGGGAGAGCGCAAGACGUUUGGUCCAGAACCCUUCAUCAGCCCCACAAACUGGUCAGACGGACGCAGCUCGAGAGAGAAUACUUGUCACAUGAGCUGAAAUCCACUUCAACCUAGCCAAACAGGAAUUCAUAAAAUGAAAAAUAUGCUUGUGUGGGUCUCCUUUGGGCACUCUGGUUUCCUCCCACAGGACAUCAUGCAAAGUUCAAUUGAAAUUGUGUGAGUGGAUGUCUUCCCACAUGUGCCAUAAAAGAUGAAGGUUUUGGGAUCAAACAUCUGAAAGAAAGUCACAGUGUAAAACACAAUGACCUCUGACGGAGGAUCUUCCCGCACAUCAUGCUAUAUAACAAUCGGGGCUCGAAAACAGCCUUGCUCUCUCUGCUAAUCCUGAAAUGUUCAUGACGUGAGACUAAAGAAGGGAGAGGGGCUCAGACUUCACCAAAGACCUACAGCAGUGUCGGACCAAACUGCGUUGUUUGUGAGUCAGUUAAAGUGCAGGUGUUGUAAAAACCUGGACCAGCAUGAAAAGAGGGAGCUCCUCUGUUGAGGAAGGCGUCACCUCGGAGGCGGCAGGACGGAGACAGAGUAGAAAAGAACACAUGAACACAUAUCGAAAAUUGUGGCUUGACAUUUGGAGAAUACCUAGAACCUGGUCCAGAAGAUUGAUGCAAACAGUUCCUGUUCAUUUUCACCGUUCACCUCAUGAAGGAGACACACACACAUUCUUGUAUUCCUCAUUUGAAAGUUGUGCAUUUGUGGAUCAAUCUGUCGGUCUGAUACUGGAGCAGCCUCUCAGCAGUAUUUCCCAAACGUUCAAGCCUCGCCAGAGUUCAACCCUCACAGUAGUCUGAAGUAACAAAUUCAAGCAAACGUCCACAAACAAUCAUAAAAGGCGAACCACGGGUCAGCGGAGGAGUGGGUUCUGCCUUAGUGUCAUGCUUUAUCAAAUAGUUUUAAAAUAUGCAGAAGGUCCAUGCGUACUCACACAUAAACCAGGUCUAUGCGCAAAUACAAAUUCACAUGUCGACGUGGUUCAAAAUCCUGCAGUUGAAAAAGACUUAGAAAGGAAGCGUACAUAAAUAGGAGGCUUUAGCAGCACAAUGGGAGUUGUUGGAGUCUGAAGGGAUUAGGGUGGGUCACUGGUGGAUGUAGGAGUCUCUGGUCCACUCAGCGGCGUCGCCCCUGUGUUUGGCAGCCCCCUCCCCCUCCUGUUCUCUGUCGUAGUAGUGAUGGUGGUAGUCGCGGGUGGGACGGUGGUGGUGGUGUGAGCGCUGCUUGUUCCGUUCGUUGUGAUCCUGCUCGCGCUCUUUGGGCCGAUGCUCGUCCUGCCCGCUGCGGUGGUGGUGAUGGUGGUGAUGAUGGUGGUGGUGGUUGUGGUCCCUGUGCAGCUCAUAGCGGUGUUGCUGCUGCUGCUGCUGAGGCUCCUCAUCCUCCUGCUCCUCCGCCGCCGCCUCCUCCUCGUCCUGAUGGAGGUGCUGCGAACGCGCCUCGGUGUACGAGUCUUUGCUCUCCUGUAUGUCAGAGUCAAACGUCUCCUGUCGGGAGAGACCUCUGGCCCGACUGCUGUGAUGGUGAUGGUGGUGGUGAUGGUGGUUAUGGUGCUCCGUCUUGGUGGAGGACGAGCGGUGGUGGAUGUGCGGCGGCCUCCUGGACGUCUCCAUCCUUUGCAUUCUCUCCACUUCUGGCUCUUCCUCUUCAGGCUCCAGCUCCACAUCGGCCUGCUCCUGACUCAUCUGCUGCUGCUGGUGGUGGUGGUGAUGGUGGUGGUGAUGGUGGUGGUCUUCUCUGGAGCCCUUCCUCUCCACAACACCUUUGUCUGCUCUGUGCUCCGCAGCGCUGCCCUGGAGUCACGAAGGGACGAGUCAGUUUGAGACAUGAGCAGUGAGAAAACCACAGGAGGACAUGCCACACCAGAAGGUCCAGUAUUCAGGAAAUGAAACCCAGGAGAACAUUGUUUCACACUGCAGGACAGCAGAUCACAUUUCCAGUGUGAAGCUCAUUCUCAUACAUGUGUCCACUUUCCUGUCAGUGACUUCACAUUUUUGGAAUUGUUAAUUGUAGACUGUGUUUUAGGCAACUGCGAGCUACUCCUAGGGCACCAGUGGUGUAACAAGAGCGGGAACACAAAAGCAAAAAUAGUAAGAUGGUUAUUGUUAGAAAAAAGAAUCUAAUAAAAAAAUGCAUUAUCUAAUAAAAACAUGGGCCACUCCCUUGGUCUCCGUGGUGCACAGGUGCAUCAGUUUUGUGACCCCUGGUUUAAGGACUGUGGUCAAGGAAUGAGAAGAGGGACCAGUGAUUCUCAAUGGUGGCAGUAGUGUGUCUCUGAAUUGACUUGACAGCUGCAAAUCUGUGAUAGUGAACAACUAUGGAGAAGUUCUUG